This is a messenger RNA of Vigna unguiculata (cowpea), 1107 nucleotides long. RefSeq names its product cytokinin riboside 5'-monophosphate phosphoribohydrolase LOG8-like. Gene Ontology annotation, biological process: cytokinin biosynthetic process. Lineage: Eukaryota; Viridiplantae; Streptophyta; Magnoliopsida; Fabales; Fabaceae. Gene Ontology annotation, molecular function: hydrolase activity, hydrolyzing N-glycosyl compounds. Gene Ontology annotation, cellular component: nucleus; cytosol. The record is from RefSeq and is a predicted model, not a curated record.
UUGUCUUUCUUCAUUGUUAUUCCAAUGGUCUUGGAUUGCCCCUGAAACAAAAUCAUUAUCAUCAUCUCCAACAUAUUCUUCAAUCUAACACGGAAAGAAAUGGAACAAGGUUUUCCCAAAAACAUGUUCAAGAAGCUCUGUGUCUUCUGCGGCAGCAACUCCGGUAACCGCCAAGUUUUCAGUGACGCCACCAUUGAACUGGCCAAUGAACUGGUUAAGAGGAACAUUGACUUGGUGUAUGGUGGGGGAAGUGUUGGGCUAAUGGGCUUAAUAUCCCAGAGAAUGUAUGAUGGAGGCUGUCAUGUUCUUGGGGUUAUUCCAAAAGCUCUCAUGCCUCUUGAGAUAUCUGGUAAACCAGUUGGUGAAGUGAGAAUUGUUUCAGAUAUGCAUGAGCGUAAAGCUGCAAUGGCUCAAGAAGCUGAUGCAUUUAUCGCUCUACCUGGAGGAUAUGGAACAAUGGAAGAGCUGUUGGAGAUGAUAACCUGGGCUCAACUUGGAAUACAUAAAAAACCGGUUGGUGUACUGAAUGUUGAUGGCUACUACGACUCGUUGCUUGCAUUAUUUGACAAUGGUGUUGAAGAAGGCUUCAUUAAGCGUGGUGCUCGGGAUAUUCUCGUUGCAGCUUCAUCAGCCAAAGAACUUAUGAUGAAAUUGGAGCAAUAUUCUCCUUCCCAUGAACAUGUAGCCCCUCAUGAGAGCUGGAAGACAAGGCAAUUGGGUAAUUAUGCAGGACAGGAGAAUACAAAAUGAAUCUUUGAUUGGUUGAAGACAUUUCAGAAAACGUUUUUGAUGCAACUCUUCAUUACUUGAAAUGUAUAAAAGGGCUCCUGUGGAUGGGGCCGUGUGUUUUUUGUUACUGUGCAUCAUUUCAUUUAAUGGUCAAUUGAGUCACUGUGAGAAAGUCAUAUUUGCUUGUUACAUAACACUGUUUAAAGGGUAAAAGUGCAUUGAAAUUGCAAAUAGAUGAUGGCUAUUUUAUGGGCUAGCAUGAGGCUCCACUAUGCAGUGCCAAAAUUUGACAAUGUAGAUGAAUCAUGGACAAUCUACACUUUUUGUGAAACCUCAAGACUGUACUUCAUAAUUGACAUUUUCUAUGGUACCAUAGAA